Molecule: messenger RNA, 339 nt
Organism: Anopheles bellator
Lineage: Eukaryota; Metazoa; Arthropoda; Insecta; Diptera; Culicidae
Exons: 2
Coding region: 1-339 (112 amino acids)
Source: RefSeq, a predicted model, not a curated record
AUGCGAGCGACAGUUACCAUACUGAUCCUGCUAGCCGCCGCCUGUCGGUCGAUAGAGCCCUUCAAGGGAACGCGAACGUACAACCUCGAGACGGACGAAGACCGGUACGGCCGGUACGAGCGCGUGCUCGUCGGCCUGAAGUCAUCCGAGGGCCUCGAUCAACUCGACCCGGCGCUCCUGCAGCGCGUCCGCGAGGUGUUGCUGGACGAGGAGAAUCGCCCGGGACCGGAAAUGGCCGGCAACGGGCACACCGUCGCUAUCCAUCUCAGCCAACCGAGGCAAUCGCAACACGUUGCGGAACUUCUGUACCGGGAGCGAUUGCGCGGCCCGCAGCAGUAG